This is a messenger RNA of Eriocheir sinensis (Chinese mitten crab), 3065 nucleotides long. Its product is annotated as heterogeneous nuclear ribonucleoprotein A1, A2/B1 homolog. The transcript is spliced from 10 exons. Gene Ontology annotation, molecular function: RNA binding. Lineage: Eukaryota; Metazoa; Arthropoda; Malacostraca; Decapoda; Varunidae. The record is from RefSeq and is a predicted model, not a curated record.
GCGGGGGAAGCAGCGGCAUUAUCAUCCGAGCCAUCGAGGAGGACGCCACGCCGCGGACCAUUCCCUAUUAUUUCGCCAUUAGGAGAGGACCCACGCGGACUUAAAAUGGUAAAGGAGGAGUACGAGGACGACAUGGGAGAUGGCCACUCCGGGCACGCCAGCAGAGGCCGCGGGGACCACUCAGAGCACUCUGAGCCGGAACAGAUGCGGAAGCUCUUCAUCGGAGGGCUGGACUACCGCACCACCGACGACAGCCUUAAGGCCUACUUCGAGCAAUACGGCGAGAUCGUGGACGUUGUUGUGAUGAAGGACCCCAAGACCAAGCGCUCCCGUGGAUUCGGCUUCGUGGCUUUCUCCCAGGCUUAUAUGGUGGAUGAGGCACAGAAGAACAGGCCCCACAAGAUCGAUGGGCGUUCCAAGUCGAAUAAAAGAUAAUAUUUACACCCACAGAUCGAUGACGAGAUUGGCAAGCCCGAGGCCGGCGUGACAGUCAAGAAGCUCUUCGUGGGCGGCAUCAAGGACGACGUGGACGAGGACGACCUGCGCGAGACCUUCAGUCAGUUCGGCAACGUGGUGUCUGUGAGCAUUCCCACCGAGAAGGAGUCUCAGAAGAAGCGCGGGUUCGCCUUCGUGGAAUUCGAGGACUAUGACGCGGUGGACAAGGCCUGCUUGCACAAGAACAUCCAGCUGAAGGGCAAGCGCGUUGACGUCAAGAAGGCCCUCAGCAAGAACGAAAUCCAGAUGCAACAGCGCAACCGGAUGGGCGGCAUGGGUGGCAUGGGACGUGGGGGUGGCAACGGCCCCUGGGCAGGCAACCGCAACGACAGCUGGGGCAACAACCAAGGUGGCGGAUGGCAGGAGGGAUCCGCUGCUACCGGGUUAAGAUCUGAACCUCAUACUCAAAGCGAAUACUUAGAUACCCAACCAAAGUCUUCGUACAACCGCAGCGGAUGGGGCAACCAAGGAAACUACGGCACCCCCAACCAGGGCGGACCAGGCGGGUACAACCAGGGUGGCUACGGCAACCAGGGUCCGUGGCAGGGCGGCCCCCCCAACAACCAGGGGUGGAACAACCAGGGUAACCAAGGAUGGAACCCCCAAGCCAACAACUAUGGCAGUACACCCAACAGCUGGGGACAAGGACCGAACGACUUUGGCAACAACUACGGGCAGAGUUACGGUGGCGGCCCCAUGAGAAACCAGGGAUACGGCCAGGCAAACCGCUCCACCCCAUACAAUGCUGGUGGCUACAACAACCCCGGCAACAGCGGACCUAACAGCUACGGCGGGGGUGGCGGGAGCGGAGGUGCCGUCAAUAUGAAUCAAGGCCCGAACCGCCGCUACUAGGCUGUUGAACGAGAGGGGGGGGGGAGGGGGCGACCUGUGGGGUAAGUACCGGCCCUUUACUCCCUUGCUCCCUACUCACUCGCCCUCACUCAUCCCUCGCCUCGCCGAUUCACUCACUCAUCCGUAUUGCCAUGUUAUUGUCACCCAUUGCAGGCAACCCUCGCUACACGCAUAUACACCUUCCCGUAUGCAAAUAUAAUCUUCUAACUUGUUAUAUACGUAUGCAAUAUUUAGUUAUACGUAUGAAACCUACACUUGGAAAUUUAAAUAGCAUACUAGCUUAUUUAUUUGCGAUUAUAGGUAUACAUACAAACUGCUUGGAAAUAUAAAACACAUCAUAUUUUAUUCAUAUCCGAUCUAUACUUAUUCAUAAGUAUGUAAACUACACUUGGAAAUUUAAAACUACUAUUUUAUUCAGUUUCGAUUUUUACUUUCUAUGUAUGUAAAGUACACUUGGAAAUUUAAAACACAUACUAUUUUAUUCAUUUCCGAUCUACACUUUGUCAAAUGUAUGGAAAGUACACUUGGAAAUUUAAAACACAUACUAUCUCAUUCAUUUCUGAUCCAUACUUUGUCAAAUGUAUGGAAAGUACACUUGAAAAUUUAAAACACAUACUAUCUCAUUCAUUUCUGAUCUAUACUUUGUCAAAUGUAUGGAAAGUACACUUGGAAAUUUAAAACACAUACUAUCUCAUUCAUUUCUGAUCUAUACUUUGUCAAAUGUAUGGAAAGUACACUUGGAAAUUUAAAACACAUACUAUCUCAUUCAUUUCCAAUCUGUACUUUGUCAAAUGUAUGAAAACUAUGCUUGGAAAUUUAAAACACAUUAACUCAUUACAUUUCCGGUCAAAUCAUCCGUCAAUAACUUUUUGCUUUCUUUCUUUUCGUCAUUGAUUAAAUCAUCCACCAGUAACUUUUUGCUUUAUCUUUUCGUCAUUAAUGAAAUCAUCCACCAGUAAUGCCCCAAUCUCUAUUUUCACCAUUCCAAUUGUCACCCGUAAAAAUUUUUGGGAGGCGGCUUCUCCUGCAUGUACCGAGGGUCACCCAAGCCAUCCUACAUCGUCCAUCCCACACCACUGUUACCAUCACUGUUACCUCAUGCCGCUGUAGGUUAUUUAUGCUGCUAUAUUAUUUUUUGUUGAAUUACCAAUGCAUUUAUUAUUAUUGCUUAAGUCAUGAAAUACUGUUUUUGAGAAAGUUUGAUAUUGAGUACAAUGAUCUAAGAGAAAUAUUUAUAUACCAUGUAAAUAUUUGACUAACCUUUUUGAGAUAAUGUUGACUAAUUUAUGAUUUUCCACCACACAAUAGGUACAUAGCAGGUUAGCCAUGAGGCAGGCAGGCAGAGGCAGGGCUUGAGUCAGGGCCCAGUCAGUCAGGAUAAGCUAGGACUGGUGAGGCAGGCGGGCAGCUGAGCUAGGGAGAUAGACAGCCAGGCUCCGCAACACUCCAGGAGCCAUUCAAGCAACAUUCCAUUCUCGCCGCAAGGACUAGCAACCACUGGCCUCUCUAGGGAAGACACAUUGACCUUUUUUUCCAUUUUUUUCUCCUUUUUUUUUAUAUUUGUGCUUGCAUUUUAUAUAUCUAGGAUAAUGUGUAGUAUAAUAAAAAAAAAAAAAAUCUCAUAUAUUGAAAUAACCCCACAACCAAAGCCUAGACAGUUCUUUGUAUUAUGUGUGCAGAAUUGUAAUUUUCAUUUUACAAAUAAAUUAAUCCUAAGA